Penicillium paradoxum is the source of this 675-nucleotide messenger RNA. Its product is annotated as cytochrome b561 domain-containing protein. The record is from RefSeq and is a predicted model, not a curated record. The coding region runs from base 1 to 675 and encodes 224 amino acids. Gene Ontology annotation, molecular function: transmembrane monodehydroascorbate reductase activity. The transcript is spliced from 3 exons. Lineage: Eukaryota; Fungi; Ascomycota; Eurotiomycetes; Eurotiales; Aspergillaceae.
AUGGCUUCAGCAACAGGAAUCCCCCAGGAUCCGAUUAUUAGCCGGGAUGAUGAGCCACUAUUGGGCCGUCCAGGCGAUGUCACACAGAAGCCAGAGGAGAGUAUUUAUCGGAAUCUCUUCACUGCGUUGGUCUGGCAGGGGGUUUUGUCCCAGCCGCUGAUGUUAUUCACCCCGCAUCCACUCCUCGGCAUUUCUGCACUGCUCCUUCAAGUCCAAGCAGCUCUGAUCUUACAACCAACCGCCACCCCGCAACAGAAGCGGACGGGCACUCGCAUCCACUACUUACUCCAACUGCUGAGUGUGGUGCUUUUUGUAUCGGCCUUUGUGAUCAUCGAGGUGAACAAGGGCUCUCACCCGCACUUUGUUUCUCCUCACGGUAUUCUCGGCCUCAUCACUUAUAUCGCUAUUGUGCUACAAGCCUUGGUCGGGGUCGUCCAGUACUUUGUGCCCGUUACGGUGCUCGGUAGUGUCGACGCCGGGAAGCGCAUUUAUAAGUACCAUCGCUGGAGCGGCUAUGUUUUGCUAUUGCUGGAGAUGGCGACUGUCGUGGCGGCGACGCAGACCACGUUCAACGUGAAUGCGAUCCAUAUUCCCCUAUGGGGGGUACUUAUUACUGCUGUCUUGAUUCUCGCCGGGGUGGGAGCGAGAAUCAAGAAGCAUAAGUUGGGGCUGUGA